Molecule: messenger RNA, 2136 nt
Organism: Adineta ricciae
Lineage: Eukaryota; Metazoa; Rotifera; Eurotatoria; Adinetida; Adinetidae
Source: the annotation of a GenBank genome assembly
AUGACGUGGGCGUGUAUUUUUGUAUGUCUUGUCUUGUGUACGAAUGGUGUUUCAGCGAAGUUAUUCAGGAAAGUUCAUGGUUUGGAAACGGAAUUGAAUCGAUUGAAAUGUGAUAUGCACGAUUUGCUUAAUACUUAUAAAAAUGAAAUGGGAAAAUCACCUUUUCAAAAUCGAAGUGUCGAUGCGAUCACCGCUGCGUGGCAAAGUACAUUUCCAGAUGGAAAUUAUCGAACGAAUACAAAAAAUUCCAUUCCAUUUCGACAAAUGAAUCUCCGAGAUCCCGACACAAUUCUUCGAAUGGCUGAAUAUCAAGCAAUGGUGUAUUGCAAAUCAAGUAUACUUAAUUCACCUUCGGACAUUUCAUCGAUAGUAAAAAUGUCGGGAAAAAACCUUCGUGUUGGGAACUUUACAAUUGCAGCGACUGGUUUCGAUAAAUACAAUGUGUUAUAUUGGUACAUCGCUGUAAAUAUUCCUCAACAAUCGAUUAUUCUUGUUCAUCGAGGAACACGAUCAUCGAAUCGAAACGAUGUUUACGACGAUCUUAAUCGAGGUAGAAUACAUAAUUCACACGGACAGCUCACUGGUGAUUUUCCUUAUCUACUUCAAUCGAAAGAUGUUUAUCUUGAUAGUGGUUUUUAUACAAGAUUUCGACAUGAAAAGAUACCAAUUGUAACUGCUCUUCGUAAAAUUCUGCAACAACAUUCGUCUCCAUCAUUUUCUUUCGUUGUCGUCGGUCAUUCAUUGGGCGCAUCAUGGGCGUUUCUCAAUGCGGCAUAUUUCAUAGGUCUUAAUGAUAUCAAUUCACGUUUAUCAGCGAUUUAUACCUUUGGUCAACCUUUACUCGGUUCAGCAAGCUUUGUCAAUCAGGUCACAACAAAAUUCGAUACACCAAGUCAACGUUACGUCCGUACUGUGAAUGGAAACGAUCUUGUUCCCCACAUUGGCUGUAAAGAGUGUGUACAACCGCAAUACUCCAAUGAAAAAUGGGUGAUGAAUACCACUCAAGUCAUAUGGAAAGAUUGUAACGGUGGUGCAGAUCCUCAAUGUAGUUCUGGCGUUCCGUGUAACCAACUUUCAUGGGCAAAUCACAGUGCAGUUGGCCGUUUCUCAAUGCGUAGUGAAUUUUGUCGAGUUGCAAUAUAUAAGUCACCAUACGACAAACAAAGGUCGAUUUUUUUAGUGAAACAAUAUGAACGACGACAAUUGAAGCUAGGGAAACGAUUAGCUUAUGUACUUCGAUAUGGAGCAGAAAAAGAAGGUUUACAAGUAGAUGAAGGUUGGAUUUUCUUAUCUGCACUUGCGAAAAUUCCGCUAUUGAGUGAAUAUACAGAAAAUGAAUUACUUGGUGAGAUUCAAACAUCGUAUUCAUACAGAAAAACACCGAGAUAUCAAUGGGAGACACGACCGAAUGGAAUUUAUGUUCGAGCGGCUUAUGGACGAAAAUUUGAACGAAACCCUUUUCAUGGACAAACACAAAUUCGUCGUUUAUUAGACUUGGCGUUAGAAUACGUUUGUCAGAAUAUUGAUAAAUAUGACUUUGAAGGAUUUCCAGAUGAAUUUCUUAUUAAUGAAGUUAUUCAUCGAAUUAAACGAAAUGGAAAAUUAACAAGCAGAACUUUACAAGGAAUAUUAUCAGGAACAAUGGAGCAUUUAGAUCUCGAUGGAAUUUAUCUUACUGAAUCAGGAAUCCGAGCUGUAUAUACCAAAUGUCCAAAUUUAAGGGUUCUUUCAUUGAAAGGUUGUGGUUAUAUUCUCAAUGACCAUUAUUGUGAACAACUAAUUCGAAAAUGUCCAUUGAUUGAAUCUCUUGAUUUGUCAUAUUGUCGGCAUUUAACUGACCGUACAUUGGAUAAUUUAACGAAAUAUUAUUCCGAGAAUCUUCUUCAUCUGAUCCUUUCGGGCAAUCAGAAUUACACCGGUGACGCCAUCGUACGUCUCGUCUCUGGAUGUCAACAUCUCAGACAAUUAGAUAUUUGGGACAAUCCCAACUGUACAAACGAUGUUCUAAACAUUUUGAUCGCAUUAGGAAAAUCGCGUAGCGAAGAUCGUGCAAUCACUAUUGUCCAUAAGCAUCUUCAACAUCCAGCUGUUGCUCCAACGAAUCCUUGGGCUGUAAUCAGUGCCAAGACAGUGUAA